UAGAUACAUAUUUUUAUGAACGAACUUAUAUAUUUAAAAAAAGAACAUAAUGUCGUUUAAAAAAUUUAAAAUUAUGGAGGGACUGAAAAUACUCAACCGCAGUACGGUGAUCCAAGAAGUUCCACCUCUAACUGCACUACAAUAGAUGACAAACUUGUUGAUGUUAGUGUGAUCUCACUAAAUUAAAAUCGUUUGUCUGCAACAAAUUGGAGCAAAUGGAACAAACUCAACUUGUACAUAAUAAGGCCAUUAUGGCAGCUCUUGCGGAGCAGAAAAUUAUUGCACAAAAGUUGAUUCGCCAGGCGUCAGUGGGGGCACCAAUUGCAGGCUUAUUUCCGCUAACAACUAAAGAGAGCCUCAAGGCGAUAGAGGAAAAGAUACUUCCGGAGAAUCGCGAGAUUUUUGUUUCCACCUUUAAGAGACUGCUUCAGCAAAGUACUACACGAAAUUUAAAAAACAUAUUAGACGAUUCAAUUGUUCUAAACCAUAAUUUAGACGGGACACACGGAAAAAAGACUCAAAACAUACGAGAAAUUCUAUGCCGCUCUUCUGGAGCUUGCCUUAAAUCAACAUAUUUAGUAUAAGUAGUGUGAUCUCUACUGCAACCAAAACUAUUUCAUAUGUAUAACGAUUUUAUAAAAAAGGUAUAACUAAGAAUUUACUUUAAAAAACAUGAAUUGAAAUGAACGAAAGACAAAAUUAAAUCAUAAUUUGCUUCAAUAUGUUAUACAUACAUACAUAUGUAUUUCGAUCGCUACUAUAAACAAAACUUUCAUGGAACAAUUUUAUAAAAACGAUAUAAAAAUGAAUUUUCUUUAAAAAAUAUGAGAGCAAAUGAACGAAAGACUAAAUAAAUCAUAAUUUGCUUCAAUAUUAUGUAUAACAUUAUAACUUAAAAUGAAUGUUAUUCUUAUUCAACCAGAGCUUGCCUUAAAUCAACAUAUUUAGUAUAAGUAGUGUGAUCUCUACUGCAACCAAAACUAUUUCAUAUGUAUAACGAUUUUAUAAAAAAGAUAUAACUAAGAAUUUACUUUAAAAAACAUGAAUUGAAAUGAACGAAAGACUAAAUUAAAUCAUAAUUUGCUUCAAUAUGUUAUACAUACAUACACAUGUAUUUCGAUCUCUACUAUAAACAAAACUGUUUCAUGUAACAAUUUUAUAAAAACGAUAUAAAAACGAAAUUUCUUUAAAAAAUAUGAGUGCAAAUGAACGAAAGGCUAAAUUAAAUCAUAAUUUGCUUCAAUAUGUUAUACAUACAUACAUAUGUAUUUCGAUCUCUACUAUAAACAAAACUGUUUUAUGUAUCAAUUUUAUAAAAACCAUAUAAAUAAGAAUUUACUUUGAACAAGUAAGAAAGUCUAA
Messenger RNA from Rhagoletis pomonella (apple maggot), 1362 nucleotides. RefSeq lists its product as uncharacterized. The transcript has 5 exons. Bases 216 to 584 code for a protein of 122 amino acids. Lineage: Eukaryota; Metazoa; Arthropoda; Insecta; Diptera; Tephritidae. The record is from RefSeq and is a predicted model, not a curated record.